GGCCGGGCCGGAAGCGGCGCUGCCCGCCGGGCAACAUGUCCGCGCGCCGCCCGUUCCGCUCCUGCGCCUGCUUCUGCUCCCACAACGUCUUCGUGCGGCGCUACGGGCUGCACGUCCGGUACCGGGACGAGCGGCAGCUCCGCCGCGACUACGGGCGGGCGCUGCGGGAGCGGGGCUGCCGGAGCCAGGAGCAGCUGGCGGCCGUGCUGCGGGAGGUGGAGGCAGAAGUGGAGAGAAGGAAGCAGCUGAGCCGGCAGGCGGUGGAACGCAGAGCCAUCAUCUCCAAGUGCUACAGGCAGAGGCACCCAGAAGUCUACGUGCUGCAGGAUUCAUUCCUGGCCCCAGAUUUUCUAGCCAUCGUGAGGUACUGCACGUCGCCCGCUGCUCACCUCGGCGGCCUCCUGCCCUACAUCCAGGCCUUCUCAGAUAAGAGGAUCUAUCGGCUCCCGGUGUUCACAGAGGAGUUCUGCCAAGCCCUUGUCGAGGAGCUGGAGAACUUUGAGCAGUCAGACAUGCCUAAAGGCAGGCCCAACACUAUGAAUAAGUAUGGGGUGUUGCUAAAUGAGCUUGGGAUGGAUGAGACAUUCAUCACCCCCCUGCGUGAGAAAUACCUGCGGCCCAUCACGGCCCUGCUCUACCCUGACCUGGGGGGCUCUGCUCUGGACAGCCACAAGGCCUUUGUUGUCAAGUACUCACUGCAUGAAGAUCUGGAUCUGAGCUCUCACUAUGACAACUCAGAAGUCACCUUGAACGUUUCCCUGGGAAAAGACUUCACAGAAGGCAACUUGUACUUUGGGGAUUUCAGACAGGAUCCAACCCCUGUGCCCAAGUACCUGGAGAUUGAGCACGUGGCAGCCCAGGGGCUGUUGCACCGAGGAGGGCAGAUCCAUGGGGCCCUUCCCAUUGCCUCUGGGGAACGCUGGAACCUCAUUGUUUGGAUGAGAUCAUCAGUCAUCCGCAACCAGCUCUGCCCCAUGUGCAACAAGAAGCCUGAGCUGGUGGAAGCAGAGGGCUUUGGAGAUGGCUUCACUGAAACCCUCGAGGACGACGUGCCAGGGACUGUUAAUCUCUGUUCCUUGUGGUAGCAGAGGGCAGGGCCUGGUUUCUGCAAACCAAGUUGCCUAAAUCUCCUUUGUGACUGCAGUGGUGGGCUCUCUGAUGGAUGGGCAAGUGACAGAAGAAGUUGCUGUUUCCUGGGCUGACACCCUGGCUGGAGAACUGUUUGGAAGGUGUAGGAAGCCUGUAAAGGCUCUGUGAAUAUUUCCAGGUGUCCAGGGAGAACACCCAGAGCUGCCUGGCUGGUGUGGAGGCCUCUGUGCCAGUGGCAGCAGCUCCCGCCGGGAAUGGUGCAAUAAAGGCCUGUGCUGCCCACUGCUCUGCCUUCA
This is a messenger RNA of Apus apus (common swift), 1385 nucleotides long. It is a transcript of the gene OGFOD2, whose product is annotated as 2-oxoglutarate and iron dependent oxygenase domain containing 2. The coding region runs from base 36 to 1085 and encodes 349 amino acids. The transcript has 7 exons. Lineage: Eukaryota; Metazoa; Chordata; Aves; Apodiformes; Apodidae. The record is from RefSeq and is a predicted model, not a curated record. Gene Ontology annotation, molecular function: L-ascorbic acid binding; oxidoreductase activity, acting on paired donors, with incorporation or reduction of molecular oxygen; iron ion binding.